CCCUACUCCUUCUUUCCUUCAACCUUUGCUUGACCAGUUCUCCGAUGUGUUUUCCACUCCCACUACUCUUCCGCCACCCCGCCAAUUUGACCAUUCCAUUCCUCUUGACCCCAUGUCCAAACCCAUAAAUGUUCGACCCUAUCGUGUACCCUACCAUCAGCGAGCUGUCGUCGACAAAAUGGUUGGCGAGAUGCUUGAAUCUUAGUUGAUUCAGCCUAGCCAAAGUCCCUAUGCAGCCCCUGUUCUGUUGAUCGGGAAAAAGGACGGGUCCUGGCGUUUCUGUGUGGAUUACCGUCUUCUAAACUCCAUCACCAUCAAAAACAAAUUCCCCAUUCCUAUUAUUGAUGAUUUGCUUGACGAACUCCAUGGAGCUCGGUUUUUUUCGAAGCUGGAUCUGAGGGCGGGUUACCACCAGAUUCGAAUGAGGCCGGAGGAUCGGCACAAGACGGCUUUUCGCACAAGCCAGGGCCAUUAUGAAUUUCUGGUUAUGCCGUUUGGCUUAACCAAUGCGCCGGCAACGUUUCAGGCCCUUAUGAAUCAUGUGUUUGCUCCCCAUCUCCGCAAAUUCAUAUUGGUCUUCUUCGACGAUAUCUUGGUUUAUAGUCCCUCGGCUGUUCUCCAUCAAGAGCAUCUUCGCCAAACGCUUCUAUUGCUUCGCAAGCAUCGGCUAUAUGCCAAACUGUCGAAGUGCUCUUUCGGCCAACCUCAGGUGGAAUACCUCGGGCAUGUAAUUGGUGAGGCAGGGGUGUCCACUGAGCCGAAUAAGAUUGCGGCAAUGCUGAAUUGGCCACCACCGACUUCCGUCAAGGCUCUCCGUGGGUUUCUUGGCCUCACUGGGUAUUAUCGAAAGUUCAUACGCCAUUACGGGAUUAUUAGUCGGCCGCUUACUGAUUUGUUGAAGAAGAACUCUUUCACGUGGACAGCAGAAGCUCAAUCAGCCUUUCUCGCCUUGAAGACUGCUAUGAGCGAAGCUCCGGUGCUGGCCCUGCCCAACUUUGCUGUGCCUUUUACGUUGGAAACGGAUGCUUGUGGGACGGGGGCAGGGGCUGUUCUCUCUCAGCAAGGCCGACCCAUAGCAUACUUCAGUAAAUCAUUUGGAGUGAGGAACCAAGGAAGAAGCACUUAUGAGAAGGAGUUUUUGGCAGUUCUUAUGGCGGUUGAUCAGUGGCGCCAUUAUUUGGAGGGACGACCUUUCACCAUACUUACCGAUCACGAGAGCUUGAAGUUUCUGUUUCAACAGAAGAUUCAUACGGAGAUUCAAAAGAAAGGGCUUGUUAAGCUUUUGGGGCUUGAUUUUCAGAUUAAGUAUCGUCGGGGUAAGUUUAAUGGUGCAGCCGAUGCUCUCUCUCGUCGAUUUGAAGGGGAAGAGGCGGCUGGUUGUUCUGCCCUCUCUACGGUUAUCCCGGAAUGGAUGGUAGAGGUCGAGCAGACGUAUGCGGGUGAUCCAUGGGUCACUGAACGGAUUGCUGCAGCCUCUCUUACUCCGUCGGGGCCUUCUUUAUGGUCUUAUUCUCAGGGGGUUUUGCGGUACAAAGGUUCCAUUGUGGUGGGGUCUGCUGGGUAUAUGAGGGAGAAGCUGCUGAAAUUAUUUCAUUCCUCUGCUGUUGGCGGACAUUCAGGGGUACAAGGCACUUACCAACGACUCAAAUCGCACUUCUACUGGGUUGGAAUGAAGGCGGUUGUGCAAGCGUGGGUGAAGGCCUGUGAUGUGUGCAGUCGAUGCAAAGCUGAAGCAGUAGCGUCUCCCGGUCUCCUUCAGCCCUUACCCAUUCCUCAUCAGGCAUGGCAGGACAUUAGCAUUGAUUUUGUGGAAGGGUUGCCACGUUCUAAGGGGAAGGACAUUCUGUUUGUGGUGGUCGAUCGUUUCACCAAGUAUAGCCAUUUCUUCGCUCUAUCUCAUCCGUACACUGCUGAGUCCGUCGCCCAGAUUUUCUUUGAUGGUGUUUUCAAACUUCAUGGCAUGCCCAAGACGAUUGUGUCAGAUCGGGACUCAACUUUCACAAGUUCUUUCUGGACAGAAUUCUUCAGGUUGCAGAAUGUUGAUCUUCACUAUUCCACCGCCUACCACCCACAAACUGACGGCCAAACUAAGCGGGUGAACAGAUGCUUGGAAGAUUUCCUUCGUUGUAUGACCUUUCAUCGUCCUCAGGACUGGGCAGAUUGGGUCACAUUGGCGGAAUGGUGCUACAAUACGCACUUUCAGGUCAGCAUUCGUCUCACGCCAUUUGAAGCUUUGUAUGGGUUUCCUCCAUCUUUUUUCGGUAUUUCGGGGGUGGAGUCGUCUCCAGUGGGCGCUGUGGAAGACCGUCUUGCUCGCCAGCAGCAACUCAUCUCCUUCUUGCGCCACAAUUUGACGGUGGCCCAGAACAGGCAGAAGCAGCACGCCGACAAGCGUCGCUCAGAACGUUCUUUUCAGGUGGGGGAUCGUGUGUAUCUUCGGUUGCAGCCCUUUCGGCAGGGAUCGGUGGUCGGCCGGCAGGGUAGCAAAUUGGGACCACGAUUUUUUGGUCCUUACUUGGUGUUGGCCAGAGUGGGUACCGUUGCUUACAAGUUACAGUUGCCUGCCGACGCUAAGAUACACCCCGUAUUCCACGUGUCUCAGCUGAAGCGUUGCGGGGCUCUCCAUGUGCCUGAGGUCUCUUCUCUGCCGGGCGUGGACGAACAAGGUUCUCUGAAAUUGACUCCGGAAGCUAUUCUUGCUCGUCAAUGUGUCCAGCAGGGUAACCAGGCUGUUACUCAAAUCUUGGUACACUGGUCUCAUCAAUCUCCGGCGGAUGCUACUUGGGAGGAUUACCGUUCGUUCAAGCUGCAGUUUCCUUCAUUCCCAGCUUGAGGACAAGCUGUUUCUUUAGGGGGGAAGAUUUGUAAUGUCCCAGGGUGUUGAGGCAAGUGGUUGACAGCUGGAAUCAAGCUGGACAGAAGAUGAUUGUAUAAAUAGAGAAAAGGGGGUUGGGAUUGGGCAUCUGGGAUCAUUCUGUAAACUUUCUCUACGAGAUUGGAAGUUAGUUAGCCAGACAUUCUACUUUCUUCUCUGUAAAUCUACUCCUCUAUUUCGCUGGAAUAAUAACUUCGAUCCCCA
Molecule: messenger RNA, 3079 nt
Organism: Linum trigynum
Lineage: Eukaryota; Viridiplantae; Streptophyta; Magnoliopsida; Malpighiales; Linaceae
Source: the annotation of a GenBank genome assembly